Aedes albopictus (Asian tiger mosquito) is the source of this 1779-nucleotide messenger RNA. RefSeq lists its product as uncharacterized. NCBI's taxonomy places the organism in Eukaryota, Metazoa, Arthropoda, Insecta, Diptera, Culicidae. The transcript has 2 exons. The record is from RefSeq and is a predicted model, not a curated record. Bases 211 to 1665 code for a protein of 484 amino acids. Gene Ontology annotation, molecular function: nucleic acid binding; zinc ion binding.
CGGCUAAGAAUAGGACUACUAACCCCAAUUCAAGGUGUCAAGCGACCCGUGCCGAGGAAUGAGUGAUCGAGGGGGUGAAAAAGAUGCUCGAUCUUUAACGGAGCCUGUGGGGCACCUGGGCACCCCCCACAGUAAGCUGUCCCUUACCGCGUUAAUGCAGAGCUCUGGCGUGGUGGACAUUCUUUCUCGUGCGACUCGUGGGAAUAAAAUAUGAGUAACAAACCAAUACAGAAAUCAAGUGUAGCAGGUAGUAGUGGUGGGAUCAACCCCUUCGCAAGAAGCGGGUUGAUGAGAUCUCCGACAAGGAGAAGUGAGGAGAUAGGCGCUGGGAGUUGCGUACGCAGCUCAAGCGUGGGUGCUCCAGUCCACUUCCCGGCAAGCCAGCCGGUGGAGGUUAUGGACGGAGCGUGGUUGUUGAGGGCCGUCAACCGAGGAUCCAAAGGACGGUCCGCAAUAGAGGUGGCUGAGCAGCAGCUUAGCAAAAUCAUCGACUUUGCGUCCACUAAGUCGAAUAUAAGCAAGGACCUGAAAACGGCCUUGCUUCGACUUAGGGCGUCGAUCGACAAUGCCAAGCAGGAGCACGCGGCACUCGCGUUGCUGACUGCUGCAGCAGCGGAGCCUGCAAAUGAGAAAGUGCCGAAGUUUACCCAAACGGAGGCCUUCUCCUUCGCAGGAAGUCCGAAUAAGGCGGAAGCGACUGCUCGCGACAAACGGGGCAAGCAAUCGCAGAAGCGGGCGAGGCAACCGUCAGGCGAGGAGCUGUCUGGCGGUGCCCGCAAGGCCAGGCGAAUCAUUACCCCGAAAGUCGGUAAUAAUGCCGGCAGGUCGGACCCCAGCCAGGGUUCCCGGAAAGCUGGGAAGGGUGGGCCUGAAAAGGCUGGCCCGUCCCGGAACGAUGGGAACAAGGGGUUGCGACCGCUAGUGGGCCCUCAACAGCCACAGAGUAGGGCGAUCCAAGGGGUGGACCCCCCUUGGACGAAGGUAGAGCGGAAGAGGAAGAAGAAGGCGAAUCCGCAGGUAGUAGCGCAGGACGCCAAGCCAAGGCGUAGGAGGGCAGGUGCCAAGCGAGAAAAAGGCGACGCUAUCGUCAUCAAGACGGAACAGUCCAAGUACUCGGACGUCUUGAAGAUGAUGCGAAGCGACGCCAAGCUUGAGGGUCUUGGAGCCGACGUACGCAGUAUUAGACGUACUCGUACGGGCGAGAUGAUCCUGGAGCUGAAGCGCCAGAAGGAGCACAAGGGCGCCGCCUAUAAGAGGCUGGCAGAAGAGGUCCUUGGUGAGGGUGUGCAGGUGAGGGCUCUGACACAUGAGGCGACUCUGAAGGUCAAAGACAUCGAUGAGAUCACCGAAGUGGAAGAGCUCGUCACGGCACUGCGGCAACAGUGCGAUGUGCAGGUGGCCGCCGCAGCCGUUAAGCUACGGAAAGGGCCAGCAGGGACACAGAUAGCUUUGGUUCAGCUACCUGUGGCGGACGUCAAAAAGUCCGUUAAAGUAGGGAGCAUAAAGGUGGGUUGGUGUGUAUGUCACCUGACAUUCCACGAGCCACCAGAGGUUUGCUUCAGGUGUCUGGAACCAGGACACAAGUCGUGGGACUGCAAAGGCCCCGACAGGCGCAAACUGUGCAGGCGAUGCGGCGCUGAAGGAGAUAGAAACAGUCAUCCGUAGCAUGAAAUCGAACAGGGCCCCAGGGGUCGAUCGCAUAUCAGCUGAGAUGCUUAGAGCUGACCCCGUAGUAUCCGCACAACUACUGCAUCAAUUAUUCUGCAACAUAUGGGAAAC